This is a messenger RNA of Didymella exigua CBS 183.55, 1029 nucleotides long. RefSeq lists its product as uncharacterized. The record is from RefSeq and is a predicted model, not a curated record. NCBI's taxonomy places the organism in Eukaryota, Fungi, Ascomycota, Dothideomycetes, Pleosporales, Didymellaceae. The transcript is spliced from 2 exons. The coding region runs from base 1 to 1029 and encodes 342 amino acids.
AUGCACGCAACCACGGCCUCUGACGACGGCCCACGUACCGCCUCGACCGGGCCCGCGUCGGCGACGCACAGCACUACGAUCCACGCGCCGCUCACGGCCGUCACGCCACAGGACCAAACGGGCAUCAUCGCGAUCCUGGCGGGGUUCAGCGUGGGUCUGCUUCUGCUCAGCACAGCGGUGCGGGUAUGGGCGCGGCGCAACGCGGGGUCCCGGAACGGCGACGACUGCACGUUCUACGCGGGGAUGGUUAUUGGGCUGGGCGAGGCGGGAUUGACGCUGUGGCUGAUCGGGGAGGGGCUGGGGAAGAGCGUCGAGGGGCUCGAUGAGGGGGUUGUGCGGACGCUUGAACAGGGGGUGCUUGGUACAACGGUGCUGUAUCUGGCGACGCUGUGGAUGUCCAAGGUUAGCUGUGCGCUGAUGUUGGUGGGCCUCAACCCGUUCAAGCAUCAGCGGCGCGCGGCGUGGGGGCUGGUUGUUGCGGCGACGGUGUGGUUCGUGUCCUGCGGCGUCGUCGUUGGGACCGGGUGUCGCGAUAUACUGGGGCAGUGCCACGGCGCUUGGAGGCGAUGGGUGUACAUAUCUGUUGUAGACAUGGUGCUGGAAGUAGCGCUGGUCGGGGCGAGCGUGUACAUGGUGUGGGGGCGGAGCAUGAGCAUGCGAGCAAAGGGGACCGUCGUUGGUGCUUUCGCGUGCAGACUGCCCAACGUAGCACUGACCCUCGCCCACCUCCUCUUCCUCACGCUCCCCGCGCCCACAACCGCCAUCCACAGCUCCCGGAUCCACGCCCCAACGCAACUAGCCAUCAGCUACACAAUCGUAUCCUGCGUAAUCCCGUACCUGCGACCGCUGAUGCAGAGCUACGAGAGCGACGGCACUGGCCACGGCGGCGCAGCCGCGACAUUCAACCUCAGCGACCGGUCGCGGGACAGCAAGGGCUCGCGCGACCUGAUGGGGGGGAGGGACUUGCAGACGCUGGACAAGGGCAAGGCGAGGGAAGUGAAGAGUGCGGGCGCCGAGGUGAAUGAUUAG